Molecule: messenger RNA, 1075 nt
Organism: Scatophagus argus
Lineage: Eukaryota; Metazoa; Chordata; Actinopteri; Scatophagidae
Product: general transcription factor IIF subunit 2-like
Exons: 8
Coding region: 130-897 (255 amino acids)
Biological process (GO): transcription initiation at RNA polymerase II promoter; transcription by RNA polymerase II
Cellular component (GO): transcription factor TFIIF complex
Source: RefSeq, a predicted model, not a curated record
AGUUAUUCUACUUAAUUGGACUCAACCGGAAAUCUUUGCUCAACUGGCUAAAUUGAGCACUUAACAGCGGUUUGCUAGCUCCUGCCUACGCUAGUUAAACUUAUAUAACCUUCUGAAACUUUGACAGCUAUGUCAGAUAAAACGGACGUUAAUUUGACUGGAGUCAAACAAAAUAAUGGCGUGUGGCUUGUAAAGGUGCCCAAGUAUUUAUCUCAACAAUGGGAAAAGGCUACGGAAAAGGGAGAAGUUGGAAAGAUUAGCAUCGGAAAGAAGCAAGACAAAACAGAGGUACGCUUCAGCCUGAGUGAGGAGCUGGCUGCCCCUGGUGCUGUCAGGGAGGUGGAUGCAUCGCUGCAGGUCCCAAGGGAUCAUCCCUUCACUAUGCACUCAGUGGGUGGACAGACCAUGGCUGUCUUCAGCCAGAGUGACACAGAUGAAAUCAGUCUGGAGGGGAUGGUGGUGCACAGAGCUGAAUGCAGACCAGUCGUCAAUGACAACUACAUGAAGCUGAAGAAGCUGCAGAUUAAAGAGUCCACCAAGUCUCCACGUUUGUCACAGCAGCUGGAGAGAGCCAUCACGACUGUCUUCAAGCCUGUGGCGAACCACGAUUUCAAUGUGGCGUACGAUAAGAAGAAGAAGUCGGAGGGGAAGAUGGUGAGGGCUGAGCGACAGGUGGUGUUGGACAUGCUCUUCUCUGCCUUCGAGAAGCACCAGUAUUACAACAUAAAGGACUUGGUGGACAUCACUAAACAACCAGUGACCUACCUGAAAGAAAUCAUGAAGGAAAUUGGGACAUACAACAACAAAGGAGCUCACAAAAGCACCUGGGAACUGAAGCCGGAGUACCAGCACUACCAGUCUGCUGAGGAGGAAGAGGAGCAGAUGCAGAUCGCGUAGCAGCAGCGGGUUCCUCCGGGCCUGUUCACCGAAGUUGGACACAUCGGACAGGAAACGGGGACCGAGACACAACCUGAGCUUCCAGCUGGCUUGUGUUCUCAAAGGAAUUUUCACUUCAUGAGUGUAGAUGUAAACAAUUAAAAUGAAAUGCUGCUCAUCACAUGCAGGAAGUAUGUGA